Molecule: messenger RNA, 2196 nt
Organism: Tremella mesenterica DSM 1558
Lineage: Eukaryota; Fungi; Basidiomycota; Tremellomycetes; Tremellales; Tremellaceae
Exons: 8
Coding region: 1-2196 (731 amino acids)
Biological process (GO): signal transduction
Source: RefSeq, a predicted model, not a curated record
AUGUCAUUCUCCUUAUCUGACCCAGACUUCGCUCUGAUACUCAAUGGAAUCAAUCAAUCUCCCGCCAAAAUCUUACCGAAAUCGGCAGAUUCUGCAGAAACGGCCAGGCCAUCUCUGGAGCAAACUGUGGGGACGAUACCGAAUGGUGGAACUGCUUCCCCACCCGAAUCACCCCUCCGAGAAUCAUCCUCCAGGAGUCAACAAAAUCUAUUGACGGCUCGAAACGGUCCUGUCAACGCAGAAGCUGGCGGAUCAAGAUCGAGAUCACCAAGUAGAUCAAGAUUAUCGCCAAACGACUCAGUGUCCCCGAAAUAUCUUCGGACACGUCAACCUAGUGCAGAGUCUACCAUGUCUAUCAGUUCGAGAUUAGGCCCGGAGAGCUCGUUCUCGACUCUCGCAGAGGUGUUGGCGAGUGCGAAACAUAAUGGUCAAGAGACAGUACAUAUGGAUGUGACGGUUUUGACGGCUAUGUUGAAUGAGGCGGAAGAGUUGAAAGAGAAGAUAGCGGCUUUGAAUAGGAAAUACACUGGGGCUAAGCGCACGAGCCAACAAUACAGCGAAGGACUCACAGUCGCCGGAGAGGAAUACGACAAAGAGGUUGUUCUCCGUCGUGAGCUCGAAGCGGAGAUCUCUCGACUCCGGGCUCAAGUCCAUAGCCAAACGGCUAGAUUGUCGGUGAUAUCUGGUGAUGAAAGACGACAGGAGAAUAUGCGACGGAGGAGUAAUGAUUUGGCGAAUAACUUGACUGGUUUGGAGAGGGAUAUCUCGAGGUUGAGAGCUCAGAGGGAUAUGACUUUGGCUGAAGUUGAGGAAUUGCAUGCGAAGCGGAAGAGUCUCGAUGUCCCGAACGAAGAUGCCGCAUCCCUACUUGGCCAAUCCCUCACUCAUCGACUGGACACCAUCAAAGAAGCUUAUCGAGAAGAACUAGAACCUCUCACUGCGCAACGAGAAGCUCUCUUACGUGAAAUCGCCGAACUUCGCGAGUCACGAGAACAAUUCCUGGAAGAGUCCGCCGCUCUUUCAGCUAAAAAUGAAGAAUUAGCAGAAUUGAACGCUUCUUUAACCCGUCAAGCAGAUGUUUUACAAGAUACAAUCAUCCGACAACGUCCCACCAUCUUUUCUAAAUCCUCACGAGGAGGUUUAGGUCAUCCUGCCGCAUCACCAAGUAUGUCUAGUCUCACCACUGCUGCGUCUACGUUACAUGAAGUACCUGAAGAAACUGCUAGAGUCGUCAAAGCUUCUAAACCGGAAAGUAUAGAAGCUGUACCGGCUAGAAGGUUUAAAUGGUACGGUUAUAAAUCUUCUAAAGGACCAGAAGCUAGUUCUGCAAGUGCUAGUAUAAGUAAACCGAUAUUGUUGAAAAAUGGGAAUACUCAGAGACCUAGUACAGAAUUUGGAAUGAGGGAUCAUCAAUUUAGUCAACAUUCCACCAUGAGGUUUACUAAAUGUGAGGUAUGUGGGGAGAAGAUGUGGGGUUUACAAGAGGUUAAAUGUCAACUUUGCGGAGUCAUAUGUCAUUCGAAAUGUGGCGAAAAACUUCCUCGGUCUUGUCCCGGCAUACGUCCAGCACAAGAUAAUGAUGGUCCUAUCCCUCCGUCAAUGUUCGGUAGAGACCUCAUUGAGCAGGUCCAAACGGACAAGACGACAGUCCCUGUGUUAGUGACCAAAUGUAUUGAGGCUGUCGAAGCUGUCGGCAUGGAGUACGAAGGUAUCUACCGGAAAACAGGCGGAUCAUCACAAUCGAAACAAAUAACAGUUUUAUUCGAAAGAGGUGAUUAUGACGCUUUUGAUCUUGCCGAUGUGGAAGCUUUCAACGAUGUUUCAAGUAUCACAAGUGUGCUGAAAACGUAUUUCCGCUCGUUACCGAAUCCACUUUUGACACAUGAUCUACAUGAAAGUUUCGUUGCUGCUGCUACAAUCCGUGACUCUCACAACAAACAUGGUGCCCUCUGCGCGUUACUCAAGGAACUACCAAAGGAACACUAUGCCACGCUCAAGACUCUCAUGUUACAUCUUAACAGAGUGACGAGUUAUGCGAAUGUGAAUUUGAUGACCAGUCAGAAUCUCGGUGUGGUCUUUGGUCCCACGCUCAUGCGUUCAUCCGACCCCACACGAGAAUUUGGCGAUAUGGCCGGCAAAGCUUUAUCUGUACAAUGGAUGAUCGACAAUGCUCCUCAGGUCUUUACGGAGGCUUGA